AGAAAUAUAACUUUGAAGCGCUGACCCGCCCAUGACUUGUGACACGUAAUCUGGGGUCUCCUGCAUCCGCGCUUGUGCGUUUCUUGGUAGAGGAGACGGCAACUCCUGAUUAGCGGGACUGCUUAGCUGUCGGAUACUGACAUCAGAUCGCCAACUGAUUGGCCGAUGCACUGUGCCCGGGAGGUGGAUAGAGGUGGAUAAAGAUUCCUGUGGAAUUGACCUUGGAUCCCCUGCUGAGAGCCCUCCAGCUGUGGUCUCCUUCCGAGUCUGAGGGUGGUGUGGGGGGGGAUGAGGACUGGGCGGCAUAACGAACAUGUCAGGGGAGGAUAUAAUAAACUGCACCAUCAAGCACGAGAUCCACCAGUACCUGUUCUCGGGGGUCUACAUCCUGGUGCUCCUGAUCGGCCUCCCCACCAACGUGUACUCGCUCUACCAUGCCUGGCAGCAGCUGCGGGCUCGGAAUGAGCUGGGCAUCUACCUGCUCAACCUGACGGUGUCUGACUUGCUCUACCUGGCCUCCCUUCCCCUCUGGCUGCAGUACAUCUUUGAGGGUGAUGACUGGAAACACAAGGAGUGGCUCUGCCAGCUCUGCGGCUUCCUGCUCUACGAGAACAUCUACAUCAGCAUCGGCUUCCUGUGCUGCAUCUCCAUUGACCGCUAUCUGGCUGUGGUCUACCCAUUCCGCUUCGCUGGGCUCCGCAGCAUGCGAGCGGCGGCCGUGGUGAGCGUCGUCAUCUGGCUGAAGGAGGUGGCGGUGGGCGUGGUCUUCUUCCACCGCAAGGAGCUGAGCACAGACCGGACCAACCAGUCGGUGUGCUUCGAGCACUACCCCAUGAGGGACUGGGAGCGGCCCAUUAACUACUACCGCUUCUUCGUGGGUUUCCUCUUCCCGCUGGGCAUCCUCUCGGCCUCGUACUUCCGUGUCCUGAGGGCGGUGAACAAGAGCGCGGGCACCCAGAGCGCGCAGAAGACGCGCAUCAAGCACCUGGUGACCAGCACGAUCGUCAUCUUCCUGGUGUGCUUCUCGCCCUACCACCUGUUCCUGCUGGUGCGCACGGUGGUGGAGUACAACUGCGCCUUCAUCGAGAACAUCUUCAACUACUACCACUUCUCGCUCAUGCUCACCAGCUUCAACUGCGUGGCCGACCCGGCGCUCUACUGCUUUGUAGGCGAGUUCGCCCAGCGAGAGAUCCUGUGGGCCCGCCAGGCCUGCGCCCGGGUCCUCUGUUGUGGCCCCAGCGCCGUGCCGAGCACCAACGGGAUCUGCGAGGCCGGUCCACCGCAGGAGUCCGAGGAGGCCGAUGGGGUUGCACCGGAGAAGGAGCAAGGAGACCGCGUGGUCGGAAAGGACAAGCACCCAGACGGGGGCAGGUCGAAUCUGGUCUCAAGGACCACGAUCAUGUAGGUUUUAUUGCGUUAUUUAUUGAAUAUCCUUUUUUUUUUUUUUUUUUAAAGAAACAUAUCAUUUGGAUUAAAAUGAGGAAUGGAGUUGUCCUCAGUGCAAAAAUAUGUUCUUUUGAAACUUGACCGAUUGCUUUUCGUAUUAGACGAUAUCUCAGCAGCAAUUGGUGUGCACUAGGUGUCUGGGACAUCUAUACUGACACAGAAGGAAAACCCAGAUGUACCAAUCUGUCCUUGCUCUGCUGAGUUGAGUCUAAUAUUGACUCAGGAUAUGGCUAUUAAAGUCCACACUAAACUGCCCAGUGACAGUUCAAACAAGUGGUGUGGAUCCCCCAAAGAGGGAGAAUUCAGGAAUCAUUCAGGUAUCAGAAGAAAGAAAUUAUAUAAUAUAAUAUAUUUUACAUUCAAAUACAGAUAUUGUAGAGUUAUUAUAGAGAUAAUAUAAUGGUUGCAUUCCAAGUUCCUGUGCAUUUUAUAACCAAUUAGCUUGCAAGCCUUGAGAGUAUCUCCAGUUUGUUGGUUUUUUUACUUGCUUGUACUGCAGUGAAAUUACACAACUGAAGCCUCCAAGUUCAACACACUCAUUUUACAGGCCUUCCUAUUUCCGGAUAAUUUUGGCAGUACUUUGCUUGCUUAAGCUCAAGUUCCACAACUAACAUUAAAUACCAUUUUGGGGGCAGGGGUGGGGUGGGUUUGGAGGAGCAAGCAGCAUAGUGAAUUGUGCAGCAAAGGGGAGGGGAGCGGGUAAGCAGCAUAAAUAUCCAUAAGGGGUGUGAAAGGUCGUAUGUGGGGGUCCCAGGUGGCCUCUUCCACUGCCUGGGAAAAAGACAGGCUUGGAUUGGGUAAACAAGAUGUCCUCACAUAGCCAUUCUGCGAGGGAAAGUGUACGUAAGCACGGGCCGGGAAUCAUCGGAGGGCACAUUUUCCAUAUCCCAGCCCAAUAUUGCGGUACGAGUGUCCAGCAGUGUGGCACAUGAAGGACAAGGGCUCAAGGCAGGUCCGAGCCCAGGGGCACAAAAUCAACAGAUCAACAGAGCUACUCCUUCCGGAUGGAAUUUCCCAGGGAGAAAAACAACAAACUAUUCCGUAAUGCUGAUGGUAACUAAUUAGGUGGACAUACAAUAUAAUGCUGAGGAGAACAGCUCUACCUUGGUGUGCACGUGUCUAUGAAUAUAUUUGCCUUACAGUUUUAAUUUAUAUCUAAAAGAUGAGAACUAAACAAGACCUUCAGGAUGAGCAGAUUUUUUUUUAUAGCAAUUUAUCUUUGGCUGAAAAUUGAGCAUUAACAUUCCUUCUAGGAUGGGCACAACGGUAUUGAUUUUAUAAAGAGCAGCGAUCAAUGAAAGAACUGAAUUCAUUUUAGAAAUGGACAUGUACAAGCUUUGCUGUUGUGUCAUGGCAGUGAUUAAAUGUUAGAAUGGCAGGUUCUGUCUUCCCAGUGAAAUGUGUUUAUGAGCAUGUUUGCAAGCCCUUUGUCGAGUGAGCCUUUGGCCAAAGUAUGUUUUACGGUGUAAUGCAUAAAGUAUAUUUUUUUAUAGGACUUGUGUUGUUUUUGUAUUAUCAGUCAUUGGGUUCUUGCCUCCUUCAGAGUGUUUACACUGAGUGUUGUUUAUCGUCUGGGAAACUUGCUUUGUGGCAAGCAACCAUUUAACAGUAUUGUACUGCACUCACUAAUAUAGGAAAUUAACGGACUGACUGAGAAUUGCAGAUAUGUCUCCAGCCUGGAAUCAGUGUGUGUGUGCACACAUGCGUGUCUUAGCACAGUGGAAUCCCAAGAAUUUGCAAAUGUGUAAAGCUAUGACCUUUUUUGGCAUGGUUUAAUUUUUUUUGGAAUAUGUAAACUUUUUAUGAAAAUGUUUUUUUUUUUUUCCUCACACAGACAAUACAAAUGUACCUCACAUUAAAGUACAUGAUGCCAGUAUCAUGGUGCACUAGGGAAUGAUUUGGGGGUCUGCUCUUGUACACUGCUAUUGAUCUGGUCUGCUUAAUGAGGUGAGAGGUGGCAGAGGACCGAUGGGAGAAGGAUUUGAGAACUGUGAGAUCCCACAUUGCUGUGGAUGGGAGGCUCUGAAUCUAAGCCAAACUGCAAAGCACUGUGACAUCUCUAGUUUAGGACUUCCUGGUUUCAAACCCCAGGCAUUGCUCCCCUAAUGAAAAAUCCAUGUCAACAUGCCCUGGAAAACACUGAAAGGCAACUCAACAUCAUGUUUAUGUGCAUAUGUAUAAAACUGUGGAUAAAAAUAUGUAUGUACUGCA
Conger conger (European conger) is the source of this 3657-nucleotide messenger RNA. It is a transcript of the gene gpr68, whose product is annotated as ovarian cancer G-protein coupled receptor 1. The transcript is spliced from 2 exons. Lineage: Eukaryota; Metazoa; Chordata; Actinopteri; Anguilliformes; Congridae. The record is from RefSeq and is a predicted model, not a curated record. Gene Ontology annotation, biological process: cellular response to pH; G protein-coupled receptor signaling pathway. Bases 314 to 1405 code for a protein of 363 amino acids. Gene Ontology annotation, cellular component: membrane. Gene Ontology annotation, molecular function: G protein-coupled receptor activity.